Molecule: messenger RNA, 2214 nt
Organism: Acaulospora colombiana
Lineage: Eukaryota; Fungi; Glomeromycota; Glomeromycetes; Diversisporales; Acaulosporaceae
Source: the annotation of a GenBank genome assembly
AUGUCAGCAAUCGUCACGAUUUUUCACCACUCUUUUGUGUUCAAAUAUGUUAUCACCAUAUUAUUUCAUCUCCUAUUUCCGCUAUUUGAACUUUACGAAAUUCAUGAAAAAAUACAUGAUGUCAAAAAUCAACAAUUUCCGACUCUCGCUUCGAUCGAACUUCAAUCAUACUCACCAGAUGUAUGCACACAAAAUCAACAGGUACCCGAUGAUCAGAGAAAAGAGAAGGAUUCGUUAUUAGACCACGCGGAAUGUAAUCCUAGGGACGAAGAAGAAGUCGCAUCACCGUUAGAUGAAUCUUCUUCAGACUCUUUAUUGCGAGCACAGCAAUCAAUCUGCAAAGAUAUUUCGUCAAAUGCACUGAAAUUUGACAUUCCAAGUGAAAUAAUUGAAAUCCCUCUAGAGAUUUCUUCCACAACUACACAACAGAUGACCUCGGAUUCCUUAACGGUUGACACGAACUCGGCCUGGGAAGUUUUGAUCGCACCUAAAAUUUCACGCCAUGGUUCCUCUCCCAUUUCAACAUACGAAGAGCACAUUUUUGGUAAUGAUGAACAACACGAAAUGAGAUAUCUAGAGGAAUCGAGCAAUUCGGGUAAUGAAGCCGACUCAAACUCGGGAUCGCUUCCGGUUGAUGAACCUGUCAUCGGUGAACCUCCGAUAGAAGAAAUUCCACGCGAUCCGCAUCCUAACUCCCCGAUAGAAAAGUCCUCGCCAUCACCUACGAUGUCCUCGCCCACAAAAAGUGCAGAAUUUGAAGACACAAAUGACCUCUGCAACAUACGUCUCUUUGGUGAUUCCUUAUACGCCCCCAGAGAUGUGGACCAUCCUAAAAUCUUCUUAAGUAGCUUGCGACGUAAACCCGUUUCAUUUUACGAUCUUCCCGUCGACAUAUUCAUAGAAAUAUGCUACCAUCUUCCUCCUACCUCUCUCUUUGCACUCACCGGAGUUAACAAUCAAUUUCGAAAUUGGUUGAAAUCCACUACCUCACACAUUACAAUGGAUAUCUGGAGGAUCUCGAGAAUAAAGUUUAUUACCUACCUGCCAAGACCACCGCCAAUUGGGAUCGAUGAAAUUACCUAUAUCAAGUUAGCAAUGCUGGAGAAAGGAUGCCAAUUUUGUAAUUCCAAAUCAAAGACGCCUAAAGUUUAUUGGGCUUUUCGCGUGAGGUCUUGUGAAAUUUGCCUUAAAAAAAGGACCACCACCAUAGAAGAUCUUCCACAAUGGGCCAAGUCACCGGUUGACAUUACGACGAUUGUACCUUAUGAGAAAGUUCCCGCCUCCAUUUCCAGCACUGGCGCGAAAGUAGUGACUUUUAUGAACUCGCAAUUAGAGGCUGCCCACAGAGAAUUGGCUUCUACCCCACCCAAACACCGAGCCAACUGGAUGCUCAAGAAAAGAUUAUGGGUAUCACAAGUACUGGCAAACGUUCAAAAACGUGAAAGGCUUGAUGAAUUGCAUUGUAAGAAAAGAUCAUUGGAAGAUUUAAAAAUAUUCAAAACAUUGGUCGAAGAAUUUAAGAAUAUCAAGGAUGAAAAAGGACAAAAACCAUAUCAUGAAAAAUAUAUUGUUCGGUUGCCUUCUUAUAUUGAAGCGAAGGAGGCCUAUAGAACUCCGUUCAUGACAAACCCCUGGCCAACAUUUAUUGUAAGAAUGAAAUCAGAGUACUCGGAGUUAAUGAAAAAAACUGUAAGGCUUGAACAAAUUACCAACAAGAUUCUAUCGCUGGUCACCUCGCAUGAUACUCUUGCCACAGAUUUGAAGGUACCUCCAGAGAAUGGAUAUCAAAUUUAUCUGUCAGAUCCCAUCAUAGAUUGUCUCCAUUGGUGCCCUUCAUUCCGCGAUCCACCAUUCACCAACAAUGACCCGUUAAUUCCAUGGGCGGACGAAUUUAUAGUUCAAAUCUUGGUUCCAAGGCUUCGUAGAGAGGCUCGAAGGAUGGUUAGACAGUCGCAGAUCAAUCGCCCGGGACCUUUUACCACCGUCAAAGGAUGCCUCAAUUUAGUAAGGAAACAGUUUUGUGAUGAUGAUAAAGAGUUAUUCGCAUGCAAACUUUGUUGGAAAUCAACAAAGUUAUAUCAAUACGACGCUAUAUGCAGGCAUCUCACUGGUAGUUGUCAUUCUAUUGGUCGAGUGGACAACGAAAGGAUGAUUGAGGUGAACAGGGAUAAGGUUAAAAAUAUUUUGCCAAAUUGGUUUGCCGGCGUAAUUUAA